Arabidopsis arenosa is the source of this 2111-nucleotide messenger RNA. The record is from the annotation of a GenBank genome assembly. Lineage: Eukaryota; Viridiplantae; Streptophyta; Magnoliopsida; Brassicales; Brassicaceae.
AUGUGCUCCUUUUCAUUAUUAUUUUUAACAAUCCUCUCUGUCAAUACAAAAAAAGAUUCAUAAUUUUUCCUUUUUUUGUGUGUUGUCUGGAAUGCAGGAUUCUCCAGUGUUCAAUUACAUAAACAGUUUGUCUCCAAUAAGACCAGUUAGAUCCAUACCAAAUCCUAACCAAUUUAGCUCUCUGAAUUUCACUUCUCCUCCCUCUGUUUUCACUUCACCACACCUAACUUCUUCUCACAAAGAAUCUCGAUUCUUCAAAACUCACAACUCUUCUUCUUCUUCUUCAUCUUCUGAUCCUACCAAUCCCAUUGAAUCUCGAGAAGAUAAGUCUACUUCUAAUGAAGAAGUUGUAGCAGAAGGAGAAAAUACAAAAGGUCUCAACGUAGAUUCUUCCAUGCGAGAAGAAGAAACAAAUCGUGAUGAUUCUGUUGCUUCACCUUGUGGUGGAGAUACUACCGAUCUUUCGCUUGUUCCAUACGCUCCUCGAGGAGAGAAUGAUACUUCUGAGGGUGCAGGCAUGGACUUGCAGAAGAUGUAUGAUAAUGUUCAAGGGAAAAGCGAAACUCCGGAUUGGGAAAGUUUGAUUUCAGAUGCUUCUGAGCUGUUGAUCUUCGACUCACCUGAUGCUUCAGAGGCUUUUAGAUGUUUUAUGAUGCAGAGAGCAUCAAACUCUGAAGCACGUUUUAGCAAUGGUGUGGAGGUGCAAACAAUGCAGCCCGAUUCAAACAGGGAACCGGAGUCCGCUAAUACGAUUCCUUAUGAGGCUGUUUCACUCUUGCAUCGCGGUAUAAGAAGACGCUGCCUUGACUUUGAGAUGCCGGAAAUAAGCAAACUAACAACGCGGCUUGUGAAUCCUCGUCAAGAUGUGUUGUACCGAAUACAAGUGGGUUUACAAAGCUCCAUCUCUACACUGCAAGAAAGUUUGGACCAAACAGAAAAUGAAACCCGGGAAGAUGCAGAUCAAGAUGUUCCCGUUGAACCAGCCUUGCAAGAGUUGAAUUUGAGCAGCCCUAAGAAGAAGAGGGUUAAGUUGGAUUCUGGAGAAGGCGAGUCGUGUAAGCGAUGCAACUGCAAAAAGUCCAAGUGUUUGAAACUUUACUGUGAAUGCUUUGCUGCUGGAGUCUAUUGCAUAGAGCCAUGUUCAUGUAUAGACUGCUUCAAUAAACCUAUCCAUGAAGACGUUGUCCUGGCGACUCGCAAACAGAUUGAAUCUCGGAAUCCACUUGCAUUUGCUCCUAAAGUCAUUAGGAACUCUGAGUCGGUUCUAGAAGCCGGGGAUGAUGCAAGCAAAACUCCAGCUUCUGCGCGCCAUAAACGUGGCUGCAACUGCAAGAAAUCAAACUGUCUGAAGAAAUACUGCGAAUGCUAUCAGGGUGGUGUGGGCUGUUCCAUAAACUGUAGAUGUGAAGGAUGUAAGAACGCAUUUGGCCGCAAAGAUGGGUCUUCCAUUGACAUGGAAGCAGAACAAGAGGAGGAAAAUGAAACAUCUGAGAAAAGCAGAACAGCCAAAGCCCAACAGAACACUGAGGUUUUAAUGAGAAAGGAGGCGAGGUCCGAUCUACCUACGACACCAACGCCAAUUUACAGACCAGAACUGGUUCAAAUACCUUUCUCAUCAUCUAAGAACAGAAUGCCUCCUCCACAGUCUCUUCUUGGAGGUGGAUCUUCCUCAGGGAUAUUCAACAGUCAAUAUUUAAGAAAACCAGACAUUAGUUUGACUCAAUCCCGGAUCGAGAAGUCAUUCGAGACAGUUGCAGAGGAUGGAGCUGAAGAAAUGCCUGAGAUUCUCAUCCACUCCCCGAUACCUAACAUCAAGAGUGUCUCUCCCAACGGCAAGAGGGUCUCUCCUCCUCAUAUGGAAUCAUCUAGCUCAGGGUCAAUCUUAGGGAGAAGAAGUGGCGGGCGGAAACUGAUAUUGCAGUCGAUUCCAUCGUUUCCUUCUCUCACUCCCCAACACUGAAAGCAUUUGGUGUUGUGUAGCUAUGGAAAUUCUUUGAAUCUUUUUCAAGGUGAAAGAUGAUAAAUGUCAACUUCUAGUUGGUAGUAAGUUAGCACUUAGCACACUUUAAGUCUGUAGUCUAGUGGUUGUGUAAUAAAGAUGUCAAUCCAUC